AUUAAGAGUCGGCUUAGUUUCGACCUCACUGAGUGUUCGGACGGCGAGCUCCGGGCUCUUUUCCUAGAGGAUCCACACCUGGCAGAAGAGAGAUAUACCCAUCCUGCCUUGUAUCUUCUGCCAUUCUUUUGCUUGCCUCUCACAUUACUCUCGGCGGCCCUUACUAUUCGGUCCCAUGCACUUCGUCGAGAGGGUGGCUCUUUAAGGUCCACUGGUGAUUCGAACGACAUUCUAUUACGUGAAUUGGCGGUCGGUUGGCUCGACCCGUGGUUGAUAUUCGUAUUGCUUGCUAAUGCAGUCCAAACCCUUGCUGCAUUACAGUGUAUUCAGAAAGCUGAUAAGACGGCAGAUGUCUAUUGGAGGCUGUCUCUUCUAGGCGUUGGUGCUGGUAUGGCAUGGCUCACCCUUCUGCGUUACCUCAAGUUCUUCCCUACUUACUAUGUCCUCAUUCGGACACUGGCUCGAGCGUUCCCUCGUCUACUGAGAUUCCUCUCCGGCCUGGUGCCUUUGCUAUUGGCAUACGCACUGUGUGGAACUUGUGUAUUCUGGCCCAGCAGCAACUUCGCCUCUUUAUCCGACGCUCUCAUGGGCAUGUUUUCUCUUCUCAAUG
This is a messenger RNA of Perkinsus marinus ATCC 50983, 610 nucleotides long. RefSeq names its product mucolipin, putative. The record is from RefSeq and is a predicted model, not a curated record. Lineage: Eukaryota; Perkinsozoa; Perkinsida; Perkinsidae. Gene Ontology annotation, cellular component: membrane. The transcript has a single exon. Gene Ontology annotation, molecular function: NAADP-sensitive calcium-release channel activity. The annotation marks the transcript as partial.